CGAAGACGACGUGUGAACGCAAUUUUUAAGAACAAAAGGAUGAAACGAAAUGCGAUGCUGGGUUUGACUUUGUUGGACUUCGGCUGUUGCGGUUGCCGCGAGGCGAGGCGAGGCGAGACUCACCGUCUGACAUGUGGGCCACCCUAACGGUACCCGCGAAACCAACGACCGCCUCCCAAACAAAACGACAAAAAAGCAAUGAAAAAAAUAAAUAAAAAAAAAGCGUCCACCCCCCGAGCCCCGACCCAGAAUGGAGGAGGUCGUCGUCGUGGCCCCGGCCGUCGCCGUCGCCGUCCACCCGCUCCGCGCGCUGCCCUCGCGUCCCCGCCUCCAAUGCCAUUAACCCUACGCGCACGGCGGCUAGGGUUUCGCCCCCUCCUCCUCCUCACCUCCUCCCCCACUCCCCACCCGCGGCCGUGACGAUGCCGUCGUGGUGGAAGCGCUCCAAGUCGGCGUUCCACCGCUCGUCCGUCACCCCGUCCUCCUCGUCGGCCUCCACGCCGUCGUCCCCCGCGCGGGCGUCCACCUCGCGCGUCCAGCCCGGACCCAGGGGCCGCGCGGGGAGACGGGGGGACCUCCUCGCGCCGCCGCCCAAGCUCACGCGCCAGCGGAAGCUGCGCCACGUCGACGUUGGCAGCGUCGACGUCCAGCUUGGGGACCUCGGCAUCGACGACGACGUCUCCGAUAGGUCUUCCUCCUCCUCCCCGCCGCAGCAGAGGGGCCGCUCCUCGGCCUCCGAGGCCGUUGGGAUCCCGAUCGGCACCCCCAUCUCCAGGUCCGCCAGCGCCAGGGAGGGCGGCGCGCAGCCACCCAGGUCCGCGUCCUCGCCCGUCCUGCACCCGCUGCCGCUGCCCUCGCCCAGGCCGCCCGACCCGUCCGGGGCCGCCGAUGGGUGGGGCGACAGGACGACGACGCUCGCGCCCAGGGUGACAAGCCUGAUUGCACAGAAGUUUCCUGAGCACAAUGAAUUAUUACCAAAUGGAACAAAACGGGCUACCUUUAGUCACCACAGGAAUGCAUUCCGUGAGAAGUUCCAGGAUAAGGGUUCACCAGAAAUUAUGAACUUUCGGUUGAACAUUCCUGCUAAAAGUGCUCCGAGCAGUGGGUUUUCAAGUCCUGUGUGCAGCCCUCGAAGAUUUAGCAAUGCUGACUUCUCAUCUACUAUGGCACCUGCUCAAGGACCUCUUGUGUGGUCUGCUCCAUCUAUCCAAUCGACAGAUUUUAUGGGAGUUUCAUCCUCUCCUGAAAAAUAUGCAGGGGUUCCAGAUCGGUCUUCGUUCUCUAGUGCCUUGAGAAGUCCUAUUCUUAUGCCAAGGAACACCAGUGCCCCUCCAUCACCUAUGCACUCUAAAUUGUACCCAGAUAACAAUAUUUCACGCAUUGAAGGAAAUGGGAGUGUCAGCUUUCACCCAUUACCACUCCCUCCUGGUGCUUUAAGUCCAAUGCAAACAGGUUUUACCACUCAGUCUGCUCCAAAAGUUGAAAUGCCUUCAGUGGCUGGUCAGUGGCAAAAAGGAAAACUUCUAGGCAGCGGCACAUUUGGUUGUGUGUAUGAAGCUACCAAUAGGCACACUGGAGCUCUCUGUGCAAUGAAAGAAGUUAACAUAAUUCCUGAUGAUGCUAAAUCUGCUGAGUCCUUGAAGCAAUUAGAGCAGGAAGUAAAGUUCCUAAGCCAAUUUAAGCAUGAAAACAUAGUGCAGUAUUAUGGCAGUGACAUUAUUGAAGAUCGUUUUUACAUUUACCUGGAAUAUGUUCACCCGGGUUCAAUUAAUAAGUAUGUCAAACAACAUUAUGGUGCAAUGACAGAAUCAGUUAUUCGCAACUUCACCCGCCAUAUUCUAAGGGGUCUAGCAUUUUUGCAUGGCCAAAAGAUUAUGCAUAGGGAUAUCAAAGGAGCAAAUCUGCUAGUUGAUGUUCAGGGUGUAGUCAAAUUGGCUGACUUUGGAAUGGCGAAGCAUUUAAGUACUGCAGCCCCUAAUCUUUCACUGAAGGGAACGCCAUACUGGAUGGCCCCAGAGAUGGUUCAAGCUACACUAAUGAAAGAUGUAGGCUAUGAUCUCGCUGUUGAUAUAUGGAGUCUUGGCUGCACCAUCAUAGAGAUGUUUGAUGGAAAGCCUCCUUGGAGUGAUCUUGAAGGGCCAGCUGCGAUGUUUAAGGUGUUACACAAGGACCCACCAAUUCCAGAAAAUUUGUCCAAUGAGGGCAAAGAAUUUCUACAGUGCUGUUUCAAGAGGACUCCUGCAGAGAGGCCAACUGCAAACGAGCUGUUGGAUCAUCCAUUCAUCCGCAAUUCAAGUCACUACAACAAACAUGGUUCCAUACAUUCAUUUGCAGGGAUUAAAGUCAAUGAUACCACUUACAGUUCAAGGGACAACAGACCGACUGCGAAGAGUGACUCAAGCAUGAAAGGGAAAAAUACCAAUCUUGAACCAAGCAGAGCUGCUAGGUCUUCUGAAUCAACUUUUCGGUUGGCUCCACUAACAAUCCAGGAAGCUACUCCUAAUUUUUCACCUCGGCCUUUAGGUUUUGGCAAUCCUGGUUCCACAGCAAAUUUUGUGAACACCAUGCAGUUUACAAGCGUAAACCCUCAGCCUAGUCCAUUGCCAAGGCCUAACGGGAAGGAAGUUUUGUUCUAAUCGUGGAUGCUGCAUGCCAUGUAGAGUGCCAUUUCUAUCAGAUGCAGUUCAGUAAGGAUCUUGAGCUUUAUAGAUCAUCUGUGUGACCACGCAACAUUGUGGCUCAUGGAGCACUGCGAUCCAGAGGAGCUGGGUUAACAACCCUGUGAUGGAGCUUCCAUGGUGUUUCACCUACAGGAUGCAGCUUCUGACCUUAACUUCUAACGAUUUUUUUAGUAAGGAUACAUAACCAUAUGAAUUGUAUAGUUUACCAGGGUUUGCACGAGAGAUUCUUGAAAGCACAAGCACAGAUGUAAAUUGUCUCCAGAAAUUGUUGAUGUCAUUUUUUGUGUAGCAUAGAAUUAGGACUAGCUUUAUGUAAAACUGAAAGUUCUCAAUUUUCAGCCAACAGGAAUUAGGUGUAGUCUAUGUUGUUUUUGCUGCUCCACCAUGUAAAAUCAUGUUUUGCUGUAUCAUUGAUUAUUCAUUUUUGGCCAAAAUAUCGAAGGCCCACUGGCUUUUA
Messenger RNA from Sorghum bicolor (sorghum), 3138 nucleotides. Its product is annotated as mitogen-activated protein kinase kinase kinase 5. Bases 423 to 2636 code for a protein of 737 amino acids. Lineage: Eukaryota; Viridiplantae; Streptophyta; Magnoliopsida; Poales; Poaceae. The transcript has 11 exons. The record is from RefSeq and is a predicted model, not a curated record. Gene Ontology annotation, biological process: protein phosphorylation. Gene Ontology annotation, molecular function: ATP binding; protein kinase activity.